AUGCUUAGCGCCGCCCUCCUGCUCGUCGCCGUCCCUCCUCAAGAGCCUCCUUCGCCGCCGCUCCCGCCGACGCUUCCGCCGCUGCCGCCGCCGCCGGGGCUGCCUCCGCCUCCGCCCGCGUCUCCGCCUCCGCCUCCCAGCUCUCCGCCCGCGUCUCCGCCUCCGCCUCCCAGCUCUCCGCCCGCGUCUCCGCCUCCGCCUCCCAGCUCUCCGCCCGCGUCUCCGCCUCCGCCUCCGCCUCCCAGCUCUCCGCCUCCGUUCGCGCCUCCCGGCGCACCACCACUCCUCGGCCUCGAGUGCGAACGCGAGGCGUACUUUCGGCUCCCGACGCGGUGGUUCUCCGAGCGGGAGGCGGCGCUGCUCACCACGGCGCUGAUCAACGCGGCGAUCGCGGUCGGCUGCGGCCUCCUCUUCUUCGGCCUCCGCCACGCCUCGCCCACCAUCCGGCUCCGGGUCUACUCGCCGCUUGCCGGCUCGUGGAGCGGCGCGAGCGGCGGCGCCGAGCCGUGGCCACCCGACGUCUGGAUCGGCGGGCUGCGGUGGCUGCUGUGGCCGCCUCGCUGGGCGCCCGAGUCGCGGUACACGCUCGAGCUCUGCAUGAUGAUCCGCUUCCUCUCCAUGAACUUCCGACUCUUCGCCCUCUUCGCGCCACUCGCCUUCCUUGUCUUGUUGCCGGUGAACGCGACGGCGCCGUCGCCGCCGCCGCUGCCGCCGCCGCCGCCGCCGCCCGAGGGGGUUUCGUUCCCCGCGCCGCCCUCCGCGCCGGUGGGGGGCGAGGAGGGGAAGGACUACAUUGGCGGGCUCGAGGCGCUCUCCCUCAACCACCUGCCGCCCGGCGCGCUCUUCACGACGGACGUCCUCGUCCACUCCACCGCGGCGCCGCAGCUGCGCGACGCGGCGCGCUCGUCGCGCCGCAGACUGCUCUACUCUGUCCUCGCGGGCAUCUGCUCGAUUGCGCUGUUCUUGCUCCUAGAAGCGGAAAGACGUGUUCGUGUCUUCCAGCCCGCGGCAUAG
Emiliania huxleyi CCMP1516 is the source of this 1014-nucleotide messenger RNA. RefSeq lists its product as hypothetical. The transcript has 3 exons. The record is from RefSeq and is a predicted model, not a curated record. Bases 1 to 1014 code for a protein of 337 amino acids. NCBI's taxonomy places the organism in Eukaryota, Haptophyta, Isochrysidales, Noelaerhabdaceae.